AUGGCAGACACCAACGCCCGAAGCAGACCAGAUGACGACUGGAGUGAAGCUGGAGAGAAACUGUUGUCGACAAUCGAAGCUUUUGUUCGCGAGACACCCAUGACAGCAAGCAAUGAUAUCGCAGAACUUCUCGUCUCAAAGGUUACGAGCGGCACAGGCCUCCUCAAGUCGAAAGGACUCAAAGUCAAGACGAUAAAGGCCAAGCGUAAACGGAGAGAAGGUGACGAAGACGACUAUGACAAUACCGACGACACGGACGGCUCAUAUUCGCCGGAUACGGACAGCGAGGAGCCUGAUACCGACGAAGAGGUCCAAAAAGACCACGUCUUUGGCGCCCAAGACAAGAGCAAGAUCCUCGAGUUCCUAGGCAGCUUGACGCCCCUCAUUGCCGCCAAAUACGGAGACCCCGUUUCGAUUGCCGCACUUUCCAAGGAGAUAGAGACGUCAAUUAUCAGUCCCGGCUCACACCUCUUCAAACACCAGACAGUAGCUACUCAUGCCAUGUCGGAAGCUAGGAAAACGCUUUUCAAGGGCCUGAUUCUCGCAGAUCCGCCUGGUCUGGGAAAGACUCUGCCAACUUUAAUGGCGAUUGCAAUGAGUGAGCGCGUUGGCCGUGGGCCGUGUGUUAUCAUAGCGCCAAACUCCUGCUGCCUGCAAUGGAUCAACGAAGCAAAGAAGUUCCUCGCCAAGCCACUGAAAGUCCUUCUCCUCCUCGACGACGACGUCAACCCCGUCGAACUCUUCAAAUACGACCUGGUUGUCACUUCAUACAACAAAGUUUCUGCCGAAUUCAGACGCCUAAACAACUACCGAAGCCGCCUAAAGACGUUUCGUGCCAAAGACAACCUCCCGCUCCCAAAGAGACCUGUUGUCACUCUUCUGUCUGGAUUCUUCAAUCCUCGUGACAAGCGGUUUGGAGAGUUUCUUGUCUUGGACGAGGCACACUACAUCAAGAACCCGCGCACUUCGGUCCAUCAGGCUGUCGCUGAGUUGAGAGAGUCGUUCGAUACGUGUCUGUUGCUCUCCGGAACCCCUUUUGACAACACUUGGCGCGACGGAUAUGCCCUCCUACGUUUCCUCAAGGGCCACCCCUUUUCCACAAAUGCCAAGUACAUCAACACAUUUUCCCAAUACAAGAACAAGGCGAAGCAGCGCCAGCGCGCCCCCGAUGGGGAGUUUAUGCUCCGACUCAUUCAGUUGUUUGGCGCCUGCAUGCUGCGGCGGUCCAAUGCCCUCUUGAAGAAGCUGUUGACAAGUGUCAAGUACGUGCCUGUCAAGUUUGAGCUCGACAAGGAAGAACUGAAGCAGUCAAACUCCUAUUACGAGGACUUCCAGACGAUCAACCGAAUGCUGAAACGCAGCCGCAAGGCAGGUGGCCGGACGGUGGUGGCCCGCCCGGGGAAAAAAAGCAAAACUAAAAAAGAGCAAAGCCGGCUUGCGCUCUCGAAGUUAGUCAAGGCCCAGCAGGCUGCAUGCCACAAAAGCCUUCCGAAGGUUUACCACAUCGAGCACAAGAUUUCUGAGCAGACAUCUGGCGACGCGGCUGGACCCCAAGCCGUUGUUAAGCUCGACGAGGACGACCGCGCCAAAUUGAAAGCAUGGCUUUCCGAGAUGCGAACCAAUGACAACUGGCGGUCUCCCCGCGUCUCCGCCAUCCUCAAGACGGUGGAGACUCACCAAGCGACAGACCCAACAGACGCUAUCAUCAUUUUUGACGAGAGCGUCCUCUUCCUCUCGAUUGUAGAGAUUGCCCUAAAAGCUACGCAACCUGGAACCAACCUCUUCACCUAUGAUGGUCGUCUGGACGUAACCGAACGUGCCGCCGCUCUUCAGAGCUUCAAGGAAGCAACUGACCCAAAGAUCUUGUUAAUGAGCAGGUCUUCCGGUGGCGUUGGAUUGAACGUCCAGUUUGCCAACGUCGUGGUUCAGUCGUGCCCAUGGUGGAAAGCAUCCUGGCUCGACCAAGCAGUCGGUCGCGUAAACCGCCCGGGACAAAAGAAGCCAGUUUUCGUUUACCAGGUCAUUGCCGACAAAUGUGACAUCGAAAAUCACAAGUUGGUGCAAAGCGAAAAGAAGUCGGCCAUUAGCUCGGCAAUCCUUGACGCCAUCACAAAGGAUGAGCCAGAUCCAGAUGCUGAAGACCAGGUGAUCGUUUAA
This is a messenger RNA of Sporothrix brasiliensis 5110, 2157 nucleotides long. RefSeq lists its product as uncharacterized. The transcript has 3 exons. The coding region runs from base 1 to 2157 and encodes 718 amino acids. Gene Ontology annotation, molecular function: ATP binding; ATP-dependent chromatin remodeler activity. Lineage: Eukaryota; Fungi; Ascomycota; Sordariomycetes; Ophiostomatales; Ophiostomataceae. The record is from RefSeq and is a predicted model, not a curated record.